This is a messenger RNA of Vanderwaltozyma polyspora DSM 70294, 1059 nucleotides long. It is a transcript of the gene GET3, whose product is annotated as guanine nucleotide exchange factor GET3. Gene Ontology annotation, molecular function: ATP hydrolysis activity; ATP binding. The transcript has a single exon. The coding region runs from base 1 to 1059 and encodes 352 amino acids. The record is from RefSeq and is a predicted model, not a curated record. Lineage: Eukaryota; Fungi; Ascomycota; Saccharomycetes; Saccharomycetales; Saccharomycetaceae. Gene Ontology annotation, cellular component: GET complex. Gene Ontology annotation, biological process: post-translational protein targeting to endoplasmic reticulum membrane.
AUGGAUUUAACAGUCGAUCCAAAUUUACAUUCUUUGAUUAAUUCUACUACUCACAGAUGGAUUUUUGUCGGUGGUAAAGGUGGUGUUGGUAAGACUACUUCAUCAUGUUCGAUUGCUAUCCAGAUGGCCUUGUCUCAACCUUCGAAGCAAUUCUUAUUGAUUUCAACAGAUCCUGCUCAUAACUUGAGUGAUGCAUUUGGUGAAAAGUUUGGUAAGGAUGCUAGAAAGGUUACUGGUAUGGACAAUUUGUCAUGUAUGGAAAUUGAUCCAUCUGCUGCCUUGAACGAUAUGAAUGACAUGGCAGUUUCUCGUGCUAAUGAAAAUGGCAAUGGUGGUGAUGGCUUGUCUGAUAUAUUACAAGGUGGUGCUUUAGCUGAUUUGACAGGUUCAAUUCCAGGUAUUGAUGAAGCUUUGUCAUUCAUGGAAGUUAUGAAACACAUCAAAAACCAAGAAAAUGGUGAAGGUGACCGUUAUGACACUGUUAUCUUUGAUACUGCUCCAACUGGUCACACUUUGAGAUUUUUACAAUUGCCAAAUACUUUAUCUAAACUAUUAGAAAAAUUUGGUGAGAUUACUGGUAAAUUGGGUCCAAUGUUAAAUUCUUUGGCAGGUGCUGGUAACGUAGAUAUUAGUGGUAAACUAAAUGAAUUGAAGGAAAAUGUUGAAAAAAUUAGACAACAAUUUACUGAUCCUGAUUUAACUACAUUUGUUUGUGUUUGUAUUAGUGAAUUCUUAUCAUUAUAUGAAACUGAAAGAUUGAUCCAAGAAUUGAUCUCAUAUGAUAUGGAUGUAAACUCUAUUAUUGUUAAUCAAUUGCUAUUUGCAGAAUAUGACGCCGAACACAACUGUAAGAGAUGCCAAGCCAGAUGGAAGAUGCAAAAGAAAUAUUUGGAUCAAAUAGAUGAAUUGUACGAAGACUUCCAUGUCGUCAAGAUGCCAUUGUGUGCUGGUGAAAUCAGAGGUUUGAACAACUUGAAAAAAUUCUCAGCUUUCUUAAACAAAGAAUAUGAUCCUGUAGCAGAUGGUAAAGUCAUUUACGAAUUGGAAGAAAAAAAUUGA